GAAAAAGGGUUGACUGAAUGCUGUCAACUCUGUUUAUGCAUAUAAUGUAUACGUAUAUAUGUAUAUGUAUUUAAUUAGUUUUCAUGAAUUUGAGCACACUCUUGAUAAAAGAUAAAUAAUUACCUUUUCCAAAUGAACACUUCCAAAUUUUAUGAAUUUAUACACCCAACAUAGAGAACAAUAUUGUAAAAAGAAAAAGAAAAGAAAAAGUAGGCUAGGGGACCAACAUUUGUAGUAGCUUUUUGUUUGGAUUUGUUUGUCCAUGUUCUUUAUUUGGGGUGAAUGUAGGAACCAUGGGAACCAUUAGAAACUUUUUUUAAUAUUUUUGUAUUUUCUUGCUAAACAAAAUGGGGAAUGGGAAUAAUAUGGGAAGUGGUGGUGGUGAUGAUGAUUUCGGUGAACCAGCAUCGAUGUUCAUGAGGUCUAAUGUUGGGCUAGGAGUGAUGAACAUUGUACAACAAAAUACUCCACCAUCUUAUGAUUAUUACCACCCUCAAGAUUCUACUCAGUUUUCUUUGAAACCCAUUUCAGGGUCAGAAAAUGGGGGACUAAAUGUAGGUUCUGGGAAAGUAUUAUUCACAGAAACUCAGUGGCAAGAACUUGAAAGGCAGACUAUCAUCUACAAGUACAUUAUGGCUUCUAGACCUGUUCCUCAUCAUCUCCUUCUGCCUCUAUCCACUCAUUUCAACAGUGGAAUGGACAUGAGGUUUGCAAGUGGGUCGGAUCCGGAGCUGUGGCGGUGUAGGAGAACAGAUGGGAAAAAAUGGAGAUGUUCAAGAGAUGUGGCACCAGACCAAAAGUACUGUGAGCACCAUGUCCACAAGAGCAGACCUCGUUCAAGAAAGCCUGUGGAAAUUCAAUCCCAGAACACCAAUGUUACAACCAGUGCCCUCAAUAUCACUCCUACUAUAUAUGCAAAUACUCUUAGUGCCACUUCUUCAUAUCAACAUCCCAGGGGCACCGAAUGGCUUAUGAAGAGUGGCACUCUUCCUAUGUCUUCAUCUGCCAACCAACAACUUCAGCAGCAAUCAAUGGAUUCACAUUCACCUAGAGUAGGGUCAAAAAGGACUCACAUUUUUCGACAAGAUUCUGAGGGAAAUCUUCAAAAUGAUUCCCACAUCCACUACAAUAAUAGUAGUGUGGCUAGUGAUGCGUCAGUAGGUGCAAGGAGGCAGAGCUUCAUUGAUGCUUGGUCAAGAAGUGGAGGAGGUGACGAUUGUUCUCUUACUUUAUCAAUGCAAUGUAGUAGCGGGAUCGAUAAUGAUGAUGAUCAGAGUUAUGAAGGAGGUGUUGGAUUGUUGGAUUUGGAUAGAGGAGAUGGUUUGAAAUCACAUAACAUGUGGUUGAAUCAGGGGUCUUGGAUGAGUUCACCACCUGGUGGGCCAUUAGGUGAAGCCUUGGGCCUAGGGAUUGCUAGUUCGGCAAAAGGCACUAUGGACAUGCCAUCUCGUCACAGCCAUAGCGAUAAUGACGACAGCCAUGGACGUGAGCUUAGGUAAACUUGAACCUAGACUGUUUGAUUUGGAUCAGUGAAAAGGUCUCGUGUUUCUAGUUGAAAAAGAUUUCAGUUUGCCCACCUGUUUGUUUUGGCAUUGUUCAUUCAUGAUAAUGCUAAUGAAUUAUGUAAAAUGAAUGACAAUUGCAUGAACUAAAUGGAAAUACUCGGUAUAUUUAUUUCUUA
Erigeron canadensis is the source of this 1681-nucleotide messenger RNA. Its product is annotated as growth-regulating factor 8-like. Gene Ontology annotation, molecular function: ATP binding. Gene Ontology annotation, cellular component: nucleus. The transcript has 4 exons. Gene Ontology annotation, biological process: DNA-templated transcription; developmental process; regulation of DNA-templated transcription. The record is from RefSeq and is a predicted model, not a curated record. NCBI's taxonomy places the organism in Eukaryota, Viridiplantae, Streptophyta, Magnoliopsida, Asterales, Asteraceae. The coding region runs from base 348 to 1499 and encodes 383 amino acids.